AUUCUUAUUUCUUUAAUUUUCUUAACUUAUAUUUUGCUUAUAUUUAUUAUUAUGAUUUAUGAAUUCAGUAAAAAUUUGAAAUUUAAAUUUUCUCUUAAUUCUCAUAGUAUUUAAUAAAAUAUUCUUCUAGUCUGGCAAGUUGUUAGACUUUAUUGAAAAACAUAAUAAUAUAUUCAAUUAAUAACAUUUUGAGACAUGGGUGACAUUAAAGAAGAAGACUGGAAUUUACCCGAGUGCAAAUAUGAAUAUCUGGACCAUACAGCAGAUAUUCAAAUACAUGCGUGGGGAAGUACAUUGUCUGAAGCAUUUGAACAAUGUGCCAAUGCUAUGUUUCAUUACAUGACAGAGGUUGAUUAUAUUGAAAUGAAAGAGUCAUAUGAAAUAGAAGUCGAGGGUCAUGACAUGAUGACUCUUUUGUAUAAUUUUCUUGAUGAAUUGUUGUUCAUAUUUAGUGCUGAACCUAAUUAUAUUGCAAGAAAAGUACAAAUAGAAGUAUUUGACACAACAGCAUUUAAAAUUAAAGCUAAAGGCUUUGGAGAAGAGUUUCAACUUGGAAAACAUCCUCAAGGAACAGAAGUAAAAGCUAUAACAUUUUCCAAUAUGCAGAUACAUGAAAAUGAAGGGAAAUGUGAAGUGUUUGUAAUUUUAGAUAUUUAAGAAAUACUUAGGUUUUUGUUUAUUAUUGACUUGUUGGAUAUAAAUAUAUCCUGUAAGAUCACGAUAAGUCAAAUAACUAAGAAUGUUAUUUAAAUAUAUUAAUUUAUAUAUAUAUAUAAA
Messenger RNA from Acyrthosiphon pisum (pea aphid), 777 nucleotides. RefSeq names its product protein archease (gene Archease). Gene Ontology annotation, cellular component: tRNA-splicing ligase complex. The record is from RefSeq and is marked validated. The transcript is spliced from 5 exons. Gene Ontology annotation, biological process: tRNA splicing, via endonucleolytic cleavage and ligation. Lineage: Eukaryota; Metazoa; Arthropoda; Insecta; Hemiptera; Aphididae. Bases 196 to 657 code for a protein of 153 amino acids.